This is a messenger RNA of Enhydra lutris kenyoni (northern sea otter), 2837 nucleotides long. It is a transcript of the gene METTL4, whose product is annotated as methyltransferase like 4. Gene Ontology annotation, cellular component: nucleus; RNA N6-methyladenosine methyltransferase complex; cytosol. Bases 485 to 1900 code for a protein of 471 amino acids. NCBI's taxonomy places the organism in Eukaryota, Metazoa, Chordata, Mammalia, Carnivora, Mustelidae. The record is from RefSeq and is a predicted model, not a curated record. Gene Ontology annotation, molecular function: nucleic acid binding; RNA methyltransferase activity; site-specific DNA-methyltransferase (adenine-specific) activity. The transcript has 9 exons.
CGGGAGUUGUGCGUAUUGCGGGCCGCCUGCCCCCUCGGUCGGCACACUGGCGUCUCUGAACACUCUCAUCUUUAAGAAUUGAGUGACUUCGUGACUUGGAGUAUGUGGACCUAGUGGCUGGAUUCAAGGACGAACAGUAGGUUGUAUGGAGGGCCCAGGAGGAUUCAGUUGGGAUCCCAGAAAUAAGAUCAUGUUUUAAUGCUCUUUUGCUAAAUUGGCUGAAAAGUUUGAAUUAUCAACCCUGUAAUUAAAAGUUUAUAUUAAAACAUUGCAUUUUUCCUUAACAUAUCAUGAAUCUCAAAUUCUCUUUUGUGUAUAUGUUAAGUUUAUGUACAUGCGCAUGAAAUUACCUGUGUAUGUGAAGUAUAUUUUUAUUGAAAUGCAGGACAUUUAAGAAGUUAAUCUGGAAAAUUGGGUUUUACAUCUAGACCCUCAUAUUUCCAGAGUUGUUUUUUUUUUUUCCUUUCUUUUUUAAGAGAAGAGAAUGUCAGUGGUGCAUCAGCUGUCUCCAGGAUGGUUAUUAGAUCAUCUUUCUUUCGUUAACAACAUAAACUACCAACUUCACCAACAUCAUGAGCCUUGUUUCAGUAAAAAUGAACCCACUUCAUCUGUCCACUUUGAUCCUCUUCAAAAGGAUUCUUUGAUGUCUUUGGGAGCCUCUGCUACAUUUAGUGCUUUUGACUCUACCACUAAGCCAGAUAAUGAUGCCAGAGGAAAUUGUAAAAUCGUCAUACAGAGAUAUGUUUUUCGAUCUGAGCUAUUUAAUGUCACCAAACCUUAUAUAACCCCAACUGUUCACAAAGAAUGCCGACCAAGGAAUGAGAAGGAAGAUCCAAUGGAUGGUGUUAAAGAAGAAAACUGCAUUUCUAUUGGGAAGAAGCGUAAAAGAUGUGUCGUUUUCAAUCAAGGUGAAUUGGAUGCUAUGGAAUAUCAUACAAAGAUCAGGGGACUGAUUUUGGAUGGCUCUUCAGAGUUAAUCCAAGAAGGUCUCAAAAGUGGUUUUCUUCAUCCACUUUCUGAAAAAUGGGACAAGUGUAGUGAGCCCAUUACUUUACCACUUGAUACCUGCAAUUUGUCAGAAUUAUGUGCAAUGGCAAAGCAUUUGCCUUCUCUGAAUGAAAUGGAACUUCAGGUGUUACAAUUGAUGGAUGAAGAUAUGUCUGUUACAGAACAGGAUUUAUUUUCACGGGUUGUUGAAAACAACUCUAGCAUUACAAAAAUGAUUACUUUAAUGGGACAGAAAUACCUGGUGCCACCAAAAAGCAGUUUUCUUUUGUCUGACAUUUCUUGCAUGCAUCCACUUCUGAACUGUAGGAAAACAUAUGAUGUAAUUGUGAUAGAUCCACCAUGGCAGAACAAAUCAGUUAAAAGAAGUAACAGGUACAGCUAUUUAUCACCACUGCAAAUAAAGCAGAUACCUAUUCCUAAACUGGCGGCUCCAAACUGUCUUGUUAUUACCUGGGUGACCAAUAGACAGAAGCACCUACGUUUUGUAAAGGAAGAACUUUAUCCUUCUUGGUCUGUUGAGAUAGUUGCUGAGUGGCACUGGGUAAAAAUCACCAAUUCAGGAGAGUUUGUGUUCCCAUUAGAUUCUCCACACAAAAAGCCUUAUGAAGGUCUUAUAUUGGGGAGAGUUCGCGAAAAAACUGCUGUACCAUUAAGGAAUGAAGAUGUAAAAGUACUUCCCAUUCCAGAUCACAAGUUAAUUGUCAGUGUGCCCUGUACUCUUCAUUCCCAUAAGCCACCUCUUGCUGAGGUUCUAAAAGACUAUGUCAAGCCAGAUGGGGAAUAUUUGGAAUUGUUUGCUCGAAAUUUACAGCCAGGUUGGACUAGUUGGGGCAAUGAAGUUCUCAAAUUUCAACACAUGGAUUAUUUUGUUGCUCUGCAGUCUAGAAGCUGACUCUGAUCUUAAAGUUGUGAUUUUCUUCAGUUUUCCUUACCCCUUUUUCCCUCAUUCUAAUGGAUAUUUCGCUUUCUUACCAACCAGUAUGCUUAGAAAUAUAAAUAGGACUUGGUUUCUGUGCAGAAGACCAGAAGUGACUAGUCUUUAUGUAAUUUUGAGAUGAAUUUACUUCAGUCACACCAGUAUUCCCCAUUAUUCCAGGUUCACUGCAAAUAAAGAGGUAAGCAGUUAGAAAAAUGACAAGACUUUGUUAUCAAAAAAGUUCGGAAAGCAUGCACUGUGGACCAGAGGUCAUAAUUCUGUCUAUAGAUGUGUUUUAUUUGGCUCAUAUGGUGUUGUAAAAGAAAUUUGAACCAUCAUUCCGAAAAAUUGGGAAAUUUCACAUAAAGUGUAGAUUUUUGCUUUACUUUAAACAUCAGAAGCUCUGGCUGCACUGCAGUCUGUAUUCUUUCUGGGCAUCAGUCAGUAGGACCCAGUGGUUGCAGCUCACUUGGGAAGGGACAUGGGCUCUGCAGUUUACCACAGUAACACUUGCUCCGUGCCACUCGCUUGUGUUGUCUACUUGGCCUCUGUGCAACCCAAAUUUCUGACUUCUGGUAUACUGUUACAUUCUGGAAAAAUAUUGAGAGACCUACCAAGUACCUCAUCAUUGUACUGAGCUUAUCUUUAUGGAGGGUUUUAAAUUGCAUUCAAGAUCACUCUUCAAGUACUUCUUAGUUUUGCUUGUUUUUUUUUAGAAGAUUUAAAAAGUAUUUCUUAUAAUAAUGUCAGAAGAUAACACUGCUUAUCAUUUGAAAGAUAUUUAUAUUAUUUACAGAUUUCCAUAAAUAUUUUUUUACUAAAUAAAAUACUUUUUACUGAAAUUAUUUGAAAAGCAUGCUGAUUUAUUGUGUAUAAGCUUUUUUAAAAUUGAGAUACAAUUUCACAUAAACUU